AUGUCCGAAACACUCAUUCAUGAAGACAUCCUUUCAUUAGUGGUAUAUCUAUGCGAGUUAGCUCUAGAUGAUCAAAUUCGACGGUUAAAACAUGGUGAAUUUCUCAAUGAUUAUACUACGUCGGACAUUCAGCCAUUAUCAUGUGAAAAGAAUGUUGUAGUGAAAGAUUUAAGUUCAUCGGAAAUAUCUACCGAAACGAAGAGUCAACUAGAACAGUCACCGGCACAAGAUCAAACAGUUUCCUCAACGCCGUUCUAUGCAAUUGAGAAAAAUGAAACAUUAGAGGAGAAAAAGAUUAUUGAUGGCAAAUAUGAAACAUUCUAUGAGAGUGAUGAUAUAAUUACUAAUACACAUACUAUUAUUGGGAAAAUAUCAUUUGAACAAAUUGUUCUUGAUGACGGAGCAGAGCAAACAGCAUCUAAAGUCGAGGAACAUCAUUGUGUCUAUACAGAACUUAAACAACCAUUGAAUACCUCCCGUCAAGUAUCGAUUCAAGCAAAUUCGAAGACCAUCACUGGAUCAAAAUCUAUUAAUUUAUCUCUUGUACAAAUACUCGUUUGUUUACUUGCUAAAGUACUAUUCAAUAUCAACAAUGAAACUUGUCAACAAAUGUCAUUAAAUGACGUACUUUUCGAAGCUCGUAUGAAACGAGGGAAAGAACGAUUUGGAAAUGGUAUUUUCUAUCUUACACGUCUCUUGAUUAAGUUAGAAAGAUUAUCCGAUGAAUGUAAAAUGCAAAUGAAUGACUUAGUUCAUGAAAUCGAUAGUAAACAAUCAACAUACUGUACAGAGAAUGUUGACAACUUAUGCCCUGACUGCUUUUAUGCGGGUAAUCAUGCUGAACAUGAUGUCAACAUGUUUCGAAGCCUUGGUGGCGGCGUGUGUGACUGUGGUGAUGAGACUGUAAUGAAAUGUGAUGGUUUUUGCAAACAACACGGUCCUAACCGGAUUUCAGAUGGGCAAGUAUUAGUGAAAUACAUUCGAAGUGCGCAGAUUGUUCUGCCAAGAUUAAUCACUCGAUUUGUUCAACAUUUACGUAGUCAUGCAUCGCCCACCCAAUCUAACUUAUAUGUAACUAUCGACGAAUUUGAUUCCUUAUCACCUUUAUUUGAUCUACUCGAUGAUCUAUGUGAUACUGGUUCAACAAUUCGUUCGAUUUUCACACAUUGUUUACUUGAUACCGAAAUGUACAAACAACUAAACGAACAAUCACCAUUAUCUGAUCUUCGAAAUAUAACCCACGAUGUCUAUCUACAACAACUGAAAGAAACAUCAAACUUGUCUGUACCAUUGCUAUUGCAAACAGACGAGUUUCCCGAGUCUUUCGUUACUCAACAAGCAGGAUGCCUUCUUGGCGAGAUGCUUUUUUGGCUGAUGAAAUAUCAAAUAUCUGAGCGUUUACUGAAGUUCUCUCUUAUGUUAUUAACCGAGUCAGAUUUCAAAGAUGUAUUCACUCAAUCGUUUUUAAAUGUCUACGGAAUCGCUAUUGCUCAAAUGAUAAAAACGCGAAAUAGUCGCGAGAAAAUGAAUCUUUCUCGACUUGUACAUAUAAGUGUUCAAUUAUUUUCCAAUACUCAUCUGACAACUCGAGCGAUUGAAAAUUACCAUUUGAUGGAAAUCAUCCUUUCAUCACUUCACGCAUUAUUCGAUCGUGUGAAAACCAGUUGUCAAUUACAAAAUCGAAAUACGAAUUGCCAUUUUGUUAUAUUCGAAGAUGAUUUCUCUCGAAGUAUGCAUUAUUGGCCGAUGAUUUCCGAUUUUAUGAAUAUUUUAUCACAUGAACAUGCCAGUCGUCAAUUGAUAACUAAAGAAAACUUUCUGUUAACUUGGAUAAGUAUAAUCAAUGGAUUUCAAGGUAAAGCUGACCAUCCUCUUACAUGGCUUGAUCAUAAAUUAUUUGUAGGUAUGAAUGUCAAUCAUCAGAAGCCGGAGUUCGACAUCUUGCAUCAGAGUAAUACGAACUACCUUUUCGCUUUCACCAUUGAAAUCGAAUGUUGUGCUACGGCUCUAUGGACAAUAAUUGCUCAUAUCAUGACUCCAAUCCGACAAGAUCAAAUAACAUAUCACUUGCCAUUGCAUCGAUAUCUAUCGAUUUUAAGUUAUGUUUCACUGAACUACCAAGAUGGCCUAUUAAACGACUUGUUUUCUGCUGAAAGUGCAGCGUUCCUACAUUGCCUAGCAAUAUUUUCGUUAAGAAUUCAAGUGAUAGUUGCUACACUAGUCAAUGUGAACACUUUUAAUGAAAUGAUUUUCAAAAGUUUCCAUGUUUCUGAUUGGCUACUACAAAGGCCGGAUAUCAAUUUAGCAUUUGACAAAUCAGCCUACGUAACCUUAUUACAGGGUAGUCUGAUAGUCUUCGCUUCCAUCAUUGUCUUCACACCACAUAUUGGUAGUAUUUAUACAAAUCCUUCUUUCUGUUGCAUAGUCAACAUUUCAGGAUUGGACGAUUUCGAAUGUCGUCGAACGGAAUUGAUUCAUGCAUUAGUGUUGCAAGACUGUCUUUACUCAUAUUUAGAUGAACAUAUUGCUGAACCGAAAGGCCUUGGCGGCGGGAAACUUGACAUACAAUCCAUUCUCGAUGAUAUAGCUGAAUAUGUUCCACCAACUAUAGACAUUGUCAAUGGUUCAAAACAAGGUCAAUAUAGAUUAAAAGGUGAACUAUAA
Molecule: messenger RNA, 2664 nt
Organism: Adineta ricciae
Lineage: Eukaryota; Metazoa; Rotifera; Eurotatoria; Adinetida; Adinetidae
Source: the annotation of a GenBank genome assembly